This is a messenger RNA of Amyelois transitella, 5049 nucleotides long. Its product is annotated as prolactin regulatory element-binding protein. Gene Ontology annotation, biological process: protein secretion. The record is from RefSeq and is a predicted model, not a curated record. Gene Ontology annotation, molecular function: guanyl-nucleotide exchange factor activity; protein binding; GTPase activator activity. The coding region runs from base 199 to 1473 and encodes 424 amino acids. The transcript is spliced from 7 exons. NCBI's taxonomy places the organism in Eukaryota, Metazoa, Arthropoda, Insecta, Lepidoptera, Pyralidae. Gene Ontology annotation, cellular component: endoplasmic reticulum membrane.
CUUGUGUUUGUCAUGUUGGAACUUGGAAUUGUUGAGAGUUUAAAAUGUGAAUUAAUCUUGUUUUUAGCCAUAAAUACAACAAAUUUUUAAUAAAUAUAUAUAUAAAAAUAAACACAUGUGGUCCCACAGGUCUCUUAGAUAGUGCCUAUUGCAGUGUUAAAGCUUAUUACAUAGUUAUUUUAGAUGUUAUAAGUGAGAAUGUCCCGGAACAGAUGCGACGGGCUACUAGCCCGAGUGGAUUUUCCACUGUAUACAUUACAAACGCUGACAAAUCGUCAUGUUUUGGUUGCUGGAGGUGGAGGAGCAUCAAACACUGGCGUCGCCAAUGGAUUUGAAAUAUUCGAAAUAUCUCAUAAUGGAACAAGGUUUGUCGCCGAAGAGGUGAUGCGGCACGAGACGGGUCCUAACGUGGUUAUGACGUGCUCUGUGAACAACAGCCAGAACCGUACGUACCUGACGGCAGGGCAGGAGAGCCACUGCCAGCUGUACAAGGUGAACAUCCGCAUGGUUGACCCGGCAGAGAUGCGUCGAGGCAGCUUCCGGGCUGAGAAUGGGCUUGUAAGGCGAAGAAGACGCACGGUUUCUGAGAAUGAUAAUAUUUCGAGGACAGACAGCAAUAGUAACACUACAGAGAAGAGGAUAUCAUUUGAGAUAAGGCCUAUGGAUAGUGUACAGACUGAUUUUGGCAAUGAUCCUCUCCAGCGAAUAGUGCGGAUCAGUCACAACGGACAGCUGAUGGCCACGGGCGGUAUGGACACCAAAGUGAGACUGUGGAGUUUCCCGCGCAUGGAGCUCCUGUUCGUACUGGAGGGACACAGUAAAGAGCUGGACGAUCUAGACUUCAGUCCAUGCGAUAAGCGGCUGGUUAGCAUCGGCAAAGACGGCCUGGCGAACGUUUGGUCCACGAGCGAGCUGCGUGAGCCGAUCUUGAAGAUCACGUGCCAACCGCCCAAUGGGAACAAGUAUCUGUUUAGGAGGUGUAGAUUCGCCCCAAUCGAGGACAAGAAGGGUGCCUGCCGCAUGUUCACGAUCGCGAACCCCCUCGCCCGCUCCGGCAAGCAGAAGGGGCUGCUGCAGCUGUGGGAGCCCGCGGACGGGGCGCUGCGGAGGACCGUGGUGGUGGCGGAGUCGCUGUCGGCGCUGGCCGUGAGGGACGACGGCCGCUUCGUGGGCGUCGGCACCAUGUUCACCGGCUCCGUGGAUGUUUAUAUCGCUUUCAGUUUGCAGCGGGUGCUCCACGUGGCCAACGCUCACAUGAUGUUCGUGACGGGGCUGGAGUUCCUCCCGGUGCGGGGCUACGGGCCGCCCGUGGCCGCCCGCGGCGAGGCCGCCCUGCUCUCCAUCUCCGUGGACAACUGUCUGUGUGUUCACAGCCUGCCGUAUGCCAGUACCAUUCCUGCCUGGAUAGCUGUAAUUCUCAUUAUCUUCGUUUUGUUCUGUACGUUCACACUAUGCUCUUAUUUAGGUAUUUAACAACACUAUUUAUUUUAAAUAGAAAUUAUUAUUUUAGUUAGUAAAAAUUUGCAUUGGGUGUUCAUUUCAAUGCUCUGAAGGAAUGGACUACUUAUAAAUAUAUAUAUAAAAGACAUAAAAGAUUCUUCUGCAGCGCAAGUUUUUUAUACAAGCUCACUUAAAGUGCCUUGCGGUUCCCGGCACCAAUAUAAAAAAGAAGUGGACCAUUCAUCUCUUUAGUUACGUCCUCCUUAGUCUCCUUCUUAGUAUAAGAUGACUAGAGUAUAAGCUUAUAAACUUGAGAUUCUUCUUUUAGGCGAUGGACUAGCAAUCCGUCACUAUUUGAUUCUUAAGCCUUCUCUCAUUAAGCCUAUGCAAGACUGUCGGCUCAGUCUGCCCCGCAAGUGAUAUAGACGUGAUUAUAUGAAUGAUGUGCUAUAAUUUUUCGCUUUAAAUUCUUAAAAGAUUUUGUUGGAUCUAGUCUUUUGGUUUCUAUAUUUUUUACUUACUACAUAUAAAAGUCUUUUAUAAACAUUGUAUGUAAUGGAUUUUUAUAAUGAGCAUGAUUCGUACUUGUCGUUGGUAUAAGCUUCACUACAUAUUUUUAUAAGGUAUUACUAUUUCUACUGUCUGUAUGUAACUUUGCGCUAAUCUCGGGAAGUUGUGGACGGAUUUUGUUCCUGUUUGGAAUGUAACAAAGAUGGUUUUUUGCCCCCCGUAUAACUUAUAGCGAUAAACUAUCGCUGUUUCGCUUUUUAUUAUGACGACGAAACGGGACAGUGAUAGUUUUACGCGCGAUAAAAUGGCGCGUGAGAUAUUAAGGGGGUUGAAGGUUUAUAAUGGUGUGGAGGGAAAGGUCGGAGUCCCAGAUCUAGAUGAACGUAUCUUGAUUAAAUUAAGGACGUCCUGGUAAAGGGUCAGGUCAAGAGUACCCGAAACCGCCGAGCUUGCAUGAAGAGAGUUAUGAAUGUGGAUGAAGCGAAGGAAGCAUGCAGAGAUCGUGGCAAGUGGAGAGAGGUAGUCUCUGCCCUUUCGGCCGCCAUGGCAACUAAACUUCGCAACCAGUUGAGAAAAAGACAUUUUCAUUCUUUGUCGGCAACCAGUUAUGAAUAAGGAUUUUUUUUUCUUUAUAAGCAACUAGUUGCCAACAAGGAAUUUCUCAAAAACACUAGUUGCAGUAUAAGAAUUUAAUUUCUUCUUACGCAACAAUGUAGUAAUGUCCUCAUCGAAUACAAACACUGAUCAAUAAGUACAUAGAUUUCGUACUAGCUGUAGCCCGUGACUUCGUGAACGCUCAAACCACUACCUACACCACGGAGGCGGUUAUUGUCCCUGUUAUAUUAAAACAAAUAUAUUUUAAUAGUGUUCAUUUAUUUAUAUUAACUGAGUGACUUAAACCGCUAAAACGAAAUUGCAAAAGGGCUAAUAAUCUCCAAACAGUGACCAACAGAUAUCUUUUUUUCUACUAAUUCACUCAACGCCUGGUCAAUCUCCUCGUCAAUUGCCUUAUACUCUUUAUUCUUUUUACUUUUAAUAUUUAAAUCAUAAGAUUUAUAUUCUGUUGACAGAAUAUCCAAUAAUUGUGGCAACGUUGGAUAUUUUCUUCCAAUAUAUCUAUUAAUUUUCGCAUGCCAUCCUUCAAGGCUAUUAUUAGUUCUUAUAUUUUCGUUACCACAAGAGCAAGACAUCAUCAUUUCAUUUUUCUUUAUCCAUUGUUUAUUAAAGUAUUUAUUAAAUUUUUGCAACCCGUCAGAUGGAUUUCUAGGGUUUUUGCUCAUAACAUAUUCAUAUCCUUUUUCUAUGUAUUGAACAGGAAGACGAGCUAAACCAACGCACCGUGCAACAUGCCUCUUUUCGGUUCUUAAUUUGACAUUUAAAGCUUUUGCUUUUUUCCAUAAGCAACGAUUAAAAUGAAAGUAGCAGCCUUUGAAUAUAAUUUUUGGAAAUACUUUUUUAAUUGCAUUUAUUGCUGCCACUUCGAAAUCAAGGGUUAUUUUUUGGGGGUUCCAACCGAUGCUUGUCUUGAUUAGGCUGAACAAAACUUUGUAUGUUUCUGUUUUUUUAUCCGGCAGCAGAGCAAAAAUUAAAGGAGCUACUGAAUUGUUAUUCUUAUUGUAUCCAUGUAUUGAAUAUAGUUGAUAAAAUCCUUUCGGACAACACUUAAAAGUGCCGUCAGCGUAAAAAUGAUGAUACUUAUUCAUCUCCUUUCUGUUUUCAUUAGAACAGAACACGAUGAUUCGUUUAUCGUCAUCCACGUAGUCAGCAACACAAAAAUUUUUAUAUUUAGUGGGUACAAUAAAAUCAUGACAAUUAUUAAAACGUGACUUUGCAACGCCCAAAACUUUGUUUCUUUCAUUAUAUAAUCCCGUCUUUAUGUUAUUAAACUGUGGUAUUUUAUUUAUAAAUUGAAAACCGUCGUUUUUGAGUCCUUUGACAACAUCCUCAUACUGUUUUUGAAUCGAUAUAAAAUUACAACUGCUCCUUUGCUUCAAGUCGUCCAUCUUUUUCAAAAUUAAAUUUUUUCCAAUAUCAGCUUCACAGUCUGCGUCAUGUUCCUUUGUUAUUUUAAUUAUUUCAUUUCGUGCAUUUAUGGUUAAAUUACCUCUGCAUCCAUUUUUAACAUAGCAUUUAUAAAAUGAGUCUCCAUUUUUAUAUAUUUUUUUACGAUGAUAACGGCGUCCUUCAUGUAAUAUUGAUACACCUCCUCUUCUUGUAGUUAUAUAUUCUACUGUAGAGGAAUUUGGAUAUAUGUUUGAAGUAGACAUCACAAUGAAAUAAAAUUCGUUUUUUUUCAAGCGAGGCUAGUUCGCGACAAAAUAUGUGUACUGACUUGACAGGGAAAAUUAAUGACAUAUUAUUUAAUUGACAUAUAUCAAUUAAAAGGAAAAAUAAUCCUGGCCAGUAAUUCUAGAAAUAGGAUUUAAUAUAAGUACGGAUUGACCGCAAAGAUUGUCAACCCAUUACUUCCCAUUAUUUUUGACGCAACUUGUUGUCAAGAAAGAAUUUUAAAUCAUUUUUCACAACUGGUUGAGAAACUCAGUUGCCAUGGUCGAUAAAAAUUUUCUUGGUUGGCAACUAGUUGCUUACAAAGAAAAAAAAAUCCUUAUUCGUAACUAGUUGCCGAUAAGGAAUUGAAAUGUCUUUUUCUCAACCGGUUGCGAAGUUUGGUUGCCAUGACGGCCGAAAGGGUCUCUGCCUACCCCUCCGGGAAAGAGGCGUGAUUUUAUGUAUGUAUGUAAGGUUUAUAAUGGCUACCCGUGCGAAGCCAGGGCGUGUCGCUAGUUUUAUUUAUUUAUUAAUUUUCUUUCAUAUUUAUUGAGAGAACACCCAGUGUAUUUAUUGGUAAUAACUAAAAUAAUAAUGUUGCAAUUAUCACUUUUGCUCGGGUUUUGCGCCUUAAAAUAAAAUUCGGCACUGUGAAAUUUAUGUUAAAUAAAAAAAUGGCGUGAUUAUAUCAAUAAUUUAUGAUUUAAGUCGUUUUCAGUGUAAGUACCUCGGGUUAUGUUUAGGGUAAAUUAUGAAUAUAGUUAAUUAUGCUCGUAUACAUAUUGUAUGUAUAAAUUAUAGGAUCAAUUGAAUUAAAUGAAGUGCAAUGUU